AUGGACCCUCUACUUGGCUCCUUGAGAGAAUUUAAGAUCAGAAAUGGAUUCAUCUGGGGUCGCCCUGGUUUUGACUUGGGUAUUUAUGAAGGAGAUAGAGUAGAGAAAACUUGCUGUGCGUGGGCGGGGAGAGGGGGUCCCGGGGCCCGCCCCCGCCCCCGCCCCCACACGCCCGCCCGGCACGAAUACCUGUCCGGGCUCGCCAGCGGCUCAGCAGACCGUGCACUUCCUGCUACACCCGGCCUGGGCGCUCCUACCUCUGGAUGUUGCUACGGCCACCACCACCCAACAAACACACACAGACACCCGUGUCCAGACUCACGGGGGUCUCCAGGGCCUGGGUACUCCCUGCCACCAUUUCCGCAGCCUAGGGAACUUUGCCUGCGGUCGGUGGAGGCCUGGGCGCCAAGGUGGUGCCAGGGGCGGGGCCGCGGUGUCGCAGGUGCUGCUGUGUGGGCCGCGCCUGUGCUCCAAGCCCGCGGGAGAGGGUCGGCCCCGCCCCUCGGCUCGGGUCCCAGGGCUUCCGGUGCUGGGAGGGGCGGGGGCGCGAGGGGUGGGCUUGGCAGUUUGCCGAGCUGGUGGAGUUGGGUUUCCGUCUGGAAGGAGACGGCCGCUUCCUACCGGAGCCCCUGGACCCUGCGCCCUCUCUGGGUCCCCACCCUGCGAAACCCUGAGUCCUCCGAGGUCAGGAUCCUGUGGAUGGAAGCUACGUUCUUAGCGCCCUCAGUGAACAGAAGUGCCCAUAUCCUAGCCAGCGCUUUGGGGAGCAAAAAUCAAAGGCUAGUUGUUAACCACAGGAAGCAGGGAAGAAGUUCUCAAGAUGAGGAAAAGGAGCCUGAAACAGAAAUACCUACAACAAGGUAAUUAUGAUUGGCCUCUAUAGUAAGAAGCAUAUUCUGAUGAGUGUGCCAGAGUCUGCUGGACAUUAGAAGCCACAAAAUUUCAGGAAUUGUUUCUGUUUGAUGUGUUGGUUCCUGAUUCUUUCUUUCCCUCCAGGUAAACAUGCCCAAGUCACAUGCCAGAAAUAAAAUGCUGCAUUCUUGUGCUGUA
Choloepus didactylus (southern two-toed sloth) is the source of this 1050-nucleotide messenger RNA. RefSeq lists its product as uncharacterized. NCBI's taxonomy places the organism in Eukaryota, Metazoa, Chordata, Mammalia, Pilosa, Megalonychidae. The transcript is spliced from 5 exons. The record is from RefSeq and is a predicted model, not a curated record. Bases 1 to 864 code for a protein of 287 amino acids.